Impatiens glandulifera is the source of this 2063-nucleotide messenger RNA. RefSeq lists its product as uncharacterized. The transcript is spliced from 7 exons. Lineage: Eukaryota; Viridiplantae; Streptophyta; Magnoliopsida; Ericales; Balsaminaceae. Gene Ontology annotation, molecular function: protein binding. The record is from RefSeq and is a predicted model, not a curated record. The coding region runs from base 214 to 1788 and encodes 524 amino acids.
GGACCAUCUUUUGGUUUCUCUCACUAGUCACUACUUUCUUUCUUUCUCAUCGGCAUCUCUCCUCCCACCUACUAAAGCCAAUAGAAAAGCUCUCUUCACUCAUUUCUGCUGCUGCUGCUACUUUUGCCGUCGCCAUAAGCUAUAACUUAGGGUUUCCGAGUAAUGCCGCUGCUGCUGCUUUGAAGCUUUCAUCUCAUUUCUUCUAUCGGGAGAAUGGCUGCCGUGACUAACAAAGUGUUUCUGUUCUUUCUCGCUCUUGCUCUUCUUUUGAUCUCUGGAUUUUCUCUAUCUAAGGCUGCUCCUCCUCCUACCUCAGCAAAGAUUGUUACCGGUUUCUUCUCUAACGCGCUAUCGUUCCUCGUCAAAUGGCUUUGGUCACUGAAAGCUACUUCCAAAACUGCGAUUACUGGCCGUCCAAUGAUGAAGUUUGAGAGUGGAUAUACUGUUGAGACAGUGUUUGACGGGAGUAAGCUUGGCCUUGAACCUUACUCUGUGGAAGUGUUACCUAAUGGAGAGCUUCUAAUUCUGGAUUCCGCCAAUAGUAACCUCUACAAGAUCUCCUCCUCCUUGUCUCAAUAUACCAGACCAAAGCUGAUUGCCGGAUCAGCCGACGGGUACAGUGGACAUGUGGAUGGGAAAACCAGAGAAGCAAGGAUGAACCAUCCCAAGGGGCUUACCGUUGAUGAUAGAGGAAAUAUUUACAUAGCAGACACCAUGAAUAUGGCAAUCAGGAAAAUAAGCGAUUCUGGGGUUACAACUAUAGCAGGAGGCAAAGUGGGGCGUGGAGCUGGUCAUGUAGAUGGACCGAGUGAAGACGCAAAGUUCUCUAACGACUUUGAUGUAUUUUACAUAGGAAGUAGUUGUUCCCUCCUCGUAAUUGACAGAGGAAACCAUGCAAUCAGGGAGAUUCAACUCCAUUUUGAUGAUUGUGCUUACCAAUAUGGAAGUAGUUUCCCUUUAGGAAUUGCAGUGCUUCUAGCUGCUGGUUUUUUUGGCUACAUGCUUGCAUUACUUCAAAGGAGAGUUGGUGGUAUAGUCUCCAAGCAAAGUGCUUUGACGCAGAAGUAUGAGAGUAGUACUAUGAUUGGAAAGACAAGCAUUCCUCAAAGUCCAUAUCAAAAGCCCUUUCUAAAACCAUCAAUCAGGCCACCGUUGAUCCCUACAGAAGAUGAGUUGCAACCAGAAAAGCAAGACGAUGGUUUCUUUGCAUCUCUUGGAAGACUCUUAAUCAACACAGGUACUUCAGUAUCAGAAAUAUUAGAAGGAAUAUUUCCCGGUGGAUUUAGAAAGAAGUCAGUUAAAUUCGAGUACCAAAGCCAAAACCAUCAGGUGACUAUGCCUAUGCAUUCUAACGAAAAUUGGGCAGUGCAGCAACCCGAUAGUUUUGUGAUACCGGACGAAGACGAACCACCCCCACCUUCAAUAGAGACCCGUGCUCCCACACCUCGUAAAACUUAUGCAUUCAUGUCAAAGGAUGCUGAGAAAAUGCAACAGCUUCGUCAAAGUAGGGUUUUCUAUAGCGGAUGGGAUGGAGAGUUCCAGAAUCAGCAGCAGCAGCAACAACAACAUCAGCAACAACAGCAUCAUCAUCUAUAUCAUUCGUCUACCCCAAAAACAUACUAUGAGAAGAACAAGGAAGAAACAGAGGAGAUAGUGUUUGGAGCAGUUCAAGAGCAAAAUGGACGGUUUGAAGAUAUGGUAAUAAGGCCUCUGGAUCACUGGACUCCAACUUAUGGAAAUCAUAAAGUUAGAUCCCAAAGAGUGAAAUCGUCCGUGGGCUACUAUUGAGGUAUAUUUAUAUUAUUAUAUACAUAAUACAUAUUCUUUAAGAGUUUGUUGUCCUUUUUACAAAAUUUAGCUAUCUUUAAAACAUUUGUGUAAUUCUGGGGUGUGGAUUGGGGGGGAAGAAGAACAAGUGGAGUACUUGUUUAAGCAGUUUUGAGCAGUCAUUUUACUUUGUCAAGUUGUUGUGUCGAAUCAUCAGCUGCUGCUCUGUCAAAGUAAAGUUGGAAACAUGUAAGCAUGUUAUUCUCAGAAAAAUAAAAAGGGUCCUUUUCAUGUCA